AUGGCUGUUACCAAGACCACCAAGGCUUCGGCCAAGCAGGGCAAGACCGCCCACAAGUUCUUCAUCGACUUCUCGGGCCCCGCCAACGACGGUAUCCUUGACGCCGCCGCUUUCGAGAAGUACCUGCACGACCGCAUCAAGGUUGACGGCAAGGCCGGCAACCUCGGCGACAACGUCACCAUCACCCGUGAGGGUGAGGGCAAGAUCUGGGUCAACACCAACGUUGCCUUCUCGAAGCGCUACCUCAAGUACCUGACCAAGAAGCACCUGCGCAAGCAGCAGCUGCGUGACUGGCUCCGCGUCGUUGCCACCUCCAAGCAGGGCUACGAGAUCAAGUUCUUCAACGUCUCGUACGACCAGGAGGCUGAGGAGAACUAA
Moesziomyces aphidis is the source of this 378-nucleotide messenger RNA. NCBI's taxonomy places the organism in Eukaryota, Fungi, Basidiomycota, Ustilaginomycetes, Ustilaginales, Ustilaginaceae. The record is from the annotation of a GenBank genome assembly.